Molecule: messenger RNA, 6793 nt
Organism: Glycine soja
Lineage: Eukaryota; Viridiplantae; Streptophyta; Magnoliopsida; Fabales; Fabaceae
Product: DNA-directed RNA polymerase V subunit 1-like
Exons: 19
Coding region: 203-6397 (2064 amino acids)
Biological process (GO): DNA-templated transcription
Cellular component (GO): RNA polymerase II, core complex
Molecular function (GO): DNA binding
Source: RefSeq, a predicted model, not a curated record
AAAAAUUUAAUUUUUCAUUUCAUUUCACACUCACUCGCUUACUCACUUCAUUCCAUUUCUCUCCGAAAACCCUCUUUCUCUCACGCUCGUUGUUGUUUCGAUCGGUUUCGUGUAAUGAUGGUUUUGCGGUGAGCUGAGUGAGACGCUCGAAUUGAACAGCUUUUGUUUCGCUCCUGAGGCACUAUAAUUGAUCACGAAAGUAAUGGAGGAUAAUCCCCCUUCAAGUGUUUUAGAUGGGACCGUUGUUGGGAUCAAAUUUGGUAUGGCUACACAUCAGGAAAUUUGUACAGCAUCCAUUAGUGAGUCUUCAAUUAGUCAUGCUAGUCAGCUGUCAAAUCCAUUCCUUGGGCUGCCCCUUGAAUUUGGCAGAUGUGAAUCUUGUGGUACCUCUGAAGUUGGAAAAUGCGAAGGUCAUUUUGGAUAUGUGGAACUACCGGUUCCUAUAUACCAUCCGAGCCAUAUCAGUGAAUUGAAACGGAUGCUGAGCGUGGUCUGCUUAAAUUGCUUAAAAAUGAGGAAAACCAAGUUUCCAGCUUCAAGCAGUGGCUUAGCACAAAGAUUAAUAUCUCCAUGUUGCCAGGAUGUUAAUGCUGCUCUAGUUUCUAUUCGGGAAGUUAAAACAAGUGACGGGGCUUGUUAUUUGGCGCUGAAAGUAUCCAAAUCCAAGAUUCAUGAUGGUUUUUGGAGUUUCUUAGAAAAAUAUGGCUAUCGCUAUGAGGGUGAUGACACUCGAGCCUUGCUUCCUUGUGAGGCAAUGGAAAUUAUUAAGAGAAUUCCGAUAGAGACAAAAAAAAAGCUUGCUGGAAAAGGAUUUUUUCCUCAAGAUGGAUAUGUUUUGAAGUAUCUUCCGGUGCCACCAAAUUGCUUGUCUGUGCCAGAAGUUUCAGACGGUGUCAGUGUCAUGUCGUCGGAUCCUUCCAUGACAAUUCUCAGAAAAUUGCUCAGGAAGGUUGAAAUCAUAAAAAGCUCUAGAUCUGGUGAACCAAAUUUCGAGUCUCAUCACGUGGAAGCAAAUGAUUUGCAGUCUGUGGUUGAUCAAUAUUUUCAAAUUAGGGGCACUUCUAAGCCAGCACGUGAUAUAGAGACACAUUUUGGGGUCAAUAAAGAGCUUACUGCAUCCUCAACAAAAGCAUGGCUUGAGAAAAUGAGGACAUUAUUUAUAAGAAAGGGUUCAGGUUUUUCGUCCCGGAAUGUAAUUACUGGAGAUUGUUAUAAGAGGAUAAAUGAAGUAGGAAUUCCGGUUGAAGUUGCCCAGCGGAUAACAUUUGAGGAGAGAGUUAACAUCCACAACAUCAGAUAUUUACAGAAGUUGGUUGAUGAACAUUUGUGCCUGACCUACAAGGAAGGUGUGUCAACUUAUUCACUCAGGGAGGGCUCUAAGGGGCACAUAUAUCUCAAGCCUGGUCAGAUAGUGCAUCGGAGGAUUAUGGAUGGGGAUAUUGUCUUCAUCAACAGACCACCUACAACACACAAACAUUCCUUACAAGCCCUUUAUGUUUACAUCCAUGAAGACCACACUGUGAAGAUUAAUCCUUUAAUUUGUGGACCGCUUGGGGCUGAUUUUGAUGGUGACUGUGUCCAUCUGUUUUAUCCGCAGUCACUUGCUGCUAAAGCUGAAGUUGUGGAGCUAUUUGCUGUGGAGAAUCAGCUGCUCAGCUCUCACAGUGGUAAUUUGAACCUACAGUUAUCCACAGACUCAUUGUUGGCACUGAAGAUGUUGGUCAAGAGAUGUUUUUUGGGUAGAGCGGCAGCUAAUCAAUUGGCGAUGUUUCUUUUGCUUCCUUUGCCUCGGCCUGCUUUGCUCAAGGCCAGUUCUGAUGAUGCUUGUUGGACUUCCAUCCAAAUUUUACAGGGUGCAUUACCUAUGGGUUUUGAUUGCACUGGGGGACGAUAUUUGAUUAGGCAGAGUGAAAUCUUAGAAUUUGAUUUCAGCAGGGAUGCUCUGCCUGCAACCAUAAAUGAAAUAGCAGCUUCAAUUUUCUUUGGCAAGGGUCCCAUGGAGGCACUUAAAUUCUUCGAUGUAUUGCAACCCUUUUUGAUGGAAAGCUUAUUUGCGGAAGGGUUUAGUGUUAGCCUGGAAGAGUUUUCAAUAUCCAGGGCAAUCAAAAGGAUAAUAAGAAGAAGCAUUGGAAAGGCUUCUUCUCUGCUGUAUCAGCUGAGGUCCUUAUACAAUGAGCUGGUGGCGCAGCAACUGGAGAAGCACAUUCAAGAUGUUGAACUUCCUAUCAUUAAUUUUGCUCUAAAGUCGACUAAAUUAGGAGAUUUAAUUGAUUCGAAGAGUAAAUCUACUAUUGAUAAGGUUGUUCAGCAGGUUGGGUUCUUAGGGCAGCAACUUUUUGAUAGGGGAAGAUUCUACUCAAAGGGAUUGGUAGAUGAUGUGGCAUCACAUUUUCAUGCAAAGUGUUGUUAUGAAGGGGAUGGUUAUCCCUCUGCUGAGUAUGGACUGCUCAAAGGGUGUUUUUUUAAUGGUUUGGAUCCAUAUGAAGAGAUGGUGCAUUCAAUUUCAACUAGGGAAAUAAUGGUGCGUUCUUCAAGAGGAUUAUCUGAACCAGGAACUCUCUUUAAGAAUUUGAUGGCCAUCCUUCGGGAUGUUGUUAUCUGUUAUGAUGGAACUGUCAGAAACAUUUGUAGUAAUUCCAUCAUCCAGUUUGAAUAUGGGAUACAAGCUGGAGACAAAACUGAGCACUUAUUCCCUGCUGGUGAGCCUGUAGGUGUCUUGGCAGCAACUGCUAUGUCGAAUCCUGCUUACAAGGCUGUUCUUGAUGCUAGUCCUAAUAGCAACUCUUCAUGGGAGUUGAUGAAGGAAAUAUUACUCUGCAAGGUUAAUUUUAGGAAUGAACCUGUUGAUCGGCGUGUCAUUUUGUACUUGAAUGACUGUGAUUGUGGAGGGAGUUGUUGCCGAGAAAAUGCAGCAUAUUCAGUUAAAAAUCAAUUGAGAAAAGUCAGUCUCAAGAAUGCAGCUGUGGAGUUCAUUAUUGAAUACCAACAACAGCGAACUCAAAAGGAAAAUUCUGAAACUGAUGCUGGACUUGUUGGUCAUAUUUAUCUGGAUGAGAUGAUGUUAGAGGAGCUGAAGAUCAGCAUGGCCAAUGUUUUUGAAAAAUGCCUAGAAAGACUCAAGUCUUUUAGUCGGAAAAAGAAAGUUAAUCAAUAUUUGAAGAACAUUGAAUUAUCAUUUAGUGAGUCUUGCUCAUCUUCACAUCCUGCUGCACCAUGUUUAACAUUUUGGCUAAAGAAUCAUGAUAGUGAUUUAGAUAAUGCUGUAAAGGUCCUGUCUGAAAAUAUCUGCCCUGUUCUGUUCGAAACAAUAAUCAAAGGAGACCCGCGCAUUAGCUCUGCAAGUAUAAUCUGGGUUAGUCCAGAUACAAACACAUGGGUCCGAAACCCUUAUAAAUCAUCUAAUGGUGAAUUGGCACUUGACAUCGUUCUUGAGGAGGAAGCUGUCAAGCAGAGUGGCGAUGCUUGGAGAAUUGUACUUGAUUCCUGCCUUCCUGUUCUUCACUUGAUUGAUACCAGGCGUUCCAUCCCUUACGCUAUUAAGCAGAUUCAGGAAUUACUGGGGAUAUCAUGUACUUUUGAUCAAGCGAUUCAGCGUGUUGCAGCAUCUGUGAAAAUGGUGGCGAAAGGUGUACUUAGGGAGCAUCUAAUUCUGUUAGCUAGUAGUAUGACAUGUGGUGGGAACUUGGUUGGCUUUAAUACAGGUGGAUAUAAAGCUCUCUCUCGUCAAUUAAAUAUACAAGUACCGUUCACAGAUGCAACACUCUUUACACCUAAAAAGUGUUUUGAGAGAGCUGCUGAGAAAUGCCAUACUGAUUCUCUGUCAAGCAUAGUUGCCUCCUGUUCCUGGGGUAAACAUGUGGCAGUUGGUACAGGAUCAAAAUUUGACAUUGUUUGGGAUUCAAGUGAGAUAAAAUCAAAUGAAAUUGAAGGGAUGGAUGUUUACAGUUUUCUUCACAUGGUGAAAAGUGUAACCAAUGGGGAAGAAGAAACUGAUGCUUGUUUGGGUGAAGAUAUUGAUGAUUUGCUGGAAGAAGAAUAUAUGGACUUGGGCAUGUCCCCACAACACAACUCUGGUUUUGAAGCUGUAUUUGAAGAGAAUCCUGAAGUACUGAAUGGUUCAACAUCCAAUGGUUGGGAUGUAAGUUCAAAUCAGACUCAAUCAAAAACCAAUGAGUGGUCAGGUUGGGCAAGUAGUAACAAAGAUGGUAGAUCUGAAACUGCCCAAGAGAAUUCUUGGGGGAAAACUGUCAACCAAGAAGACUCUUCCAAGUCUAACGCUUGGAAUACAAGCACCACAGCAGAUCAGACAAAAACUAAAUCUAAUGAAUGGUCUGCCUGGGGUAGUAACAAGUCUGAAAUACCAGCUGGUGGAUCUAAAGCAGUUCAAGAAGACUCUUCCAAGUCUAACGCUUGGAAUACAAGCACCACAUCAAAUCAGACAAAAACUAAAUCUAAGGAAUGGUCUGCCUGGGGAAGUAACAAGUCUGAAAUACCAGCUUGUGGAUCUAAAGCAGUUCAAGAAGACUCUUCCAAGUCUAACACUUGGAAUACAAGCACCACAGCAGAUCAGACAAAAACUAAAUCUAAUGAAUGGUCUGCCUGGGGAAGUAACAAGUCUGAAAUACCAGCUGGUGGAUCUAAAGCAGUUCAAGAGGACUCUUCCAAGUCUAACGCUUGGAAUACAAGUACCACAGUAGAUCAGACAAAAACUAAAUCUAAUGAAUGGUCUGCCUGGGAAAGUAACAAGUCUGAAAUACCAGCUGGUGGAUCUAAAGCAGUUCAAGAGGACUCUUCCAAGUCUAACGCUUGGAAUAGAAGCACCACAGCAGAUCAGACAAAAACUAAAUCUAAUGAAUGGUCUGCCUGGGGAAGUAACAAGUCUGAAAUACCAGCUGGUGGAUCUAAAGCAGUUCAAGAGGACUCUUCCAAGUCUAAUGCUUGGAAUACAAGCACCACAGCAGAUCAGACAAAAACUAAAUCUAAUGAAUGGUCUGCCUGGGGAAGUAACAAGUCUGAAAUACCAGCUGGUGGAUCUAAAGCAGUUCAAGAAGAUUCUUCCAAAGCUUGGAAUACAAGCACCACAGCAGAUCAGACAAAAACUAAAUCUAAUGAAUGGUCUGCCCGGGUAAGUAACAAGUCUGAAAUACCAGCUGGUGGAUCUAAAGCAGUUCAAGAAGAUUCUUGGGGCUCCAGUAAGUGGAAGGCUGAUGUUGCCCAAGAAGACAAUUCCAGGCUUGGUGCUUGGGAUGCAAAUGCAGCAGAUCAGACAAAAUCUAAUGAAUGGUCGGGCUGGGGAAAGAAGAAAGAUGUUACCCAAGAAGACAAUGUGCAACAUUCUUGGGGCUCUGGUAAGAGGAAAGACAAAGUUACCCAAGAAGACAAUUCUGGCUCUGGUGAUUGGGGUGCCAACAGAACAGAUCUGGCAAUUACCAAAUCUAGUGAAUGGUCCAGCUGGGGAAAGAACAAGACUGAAAUACCAGCUGGUGGAUCUGCAAAUGUGCAGAAUGACUCAUGGGGCUUGGGUAAAUUGAAUGAUACCCAAAAAGAUAAUUCUGGUUGUGGUGCUUGGGGUGAAAAUUCUGGGUCUGCAUGGGUGAGAAAUAAAGCUGAAACAAUAGAUGGUGGAUCAGAAAAGCCCCAAGAGGAUGCUUGGAACUCUGGCAAUUGGAAAGCUGAAUCAAAAGUUGGCAAUACCUCUUGGGGAAAACCCAAGUCUUCAGAAAGUCAUGCAUGGGAUUCCCAUAAUCAGUCAAAUCAAAAUUCAAGUUCACAGGGGUGGGAAUCACAUAUUGCUUCAGCUAAUUCAGAAAAUGAGAAAGGUUUUCAGUGGGGAAAAGGUAGAGACUCGUUUAAGAAAAAUCGAUUUGAAGGUUCGCAAGGUCGGGGUUCAAAUGCUGGUGACUGGAAAAAUAGGAAUCGCCCGCCUAGAGCACCUGGACAGAGAUUGGACAUUUACUCAUCUGAGGAGCAGGAUGUUCUGAAGGAUAUUGAACCCAUUAUGCAGUCUAUCAGACGAAUCAUGCAACAACAGGGGUACAGUGAUGGGGAUCCACUGGCUGCUGAAGAUCAACUUUUUGUACUUGAGAAUGUCUUUGAGCACCACCCAGAUAAAGAAACCAAAAUGGGUGCUGGAAUUGAUUAUGUCAUGGUUAACAAACACAGUAGCUUCCAGGAAAGUAGAUGCUUUUAUGUGGUUUGUAAAGAUGGUCAAAGCAAAGACUUUUCCUACCGGAAGUGUUUGGCCAACUAUAUAAGCAAGAAGUAUCCUGACCUUGCUGAAUCAUUCCUUGGCAAAUAUUUUCGGAAACCUCGUGCUAGGGGGGACCAGACUGCAACACUAGGGGGAGACCAGACUGCAACACCAGCGCAGGAUGAAGCAGCCACUUCGGGUGAGUAGAUUAGGGUUGUGUCCAUAAUAUUGUACAGAAACGGUGUAGUUGAGGCCACUGAAUAGUUCGUCAUAGCUGACCAAUUUUCCUGUAGGAAAGUGUUCCUCUUUUUGGUGACAGUUAGAUGGUAAUUUUUUUUCACAUGCGAAUGAUGAUAGCAAACACCCUUUUGCCGAUGUUAAUAUUGUUCUAAUGAUUACAGCACUUAUGAUGUGCCUAGCAAACUUUGCUCAUCAUUUUAUUUAAACCAUCAAUUGCACCUGGGUUUCAGACAUUGAUUGGACCACUGAUACAAAAAUGGCAUCCUUCUGAUUAGAGUUUCAUGAAUCAGUUGUGGCUUAUAUUUUGUUUAAUAGGUUUCUAGGCAUUUCCGAGUUAUAUUUAAACCGGUAGAAUUUCUUUGA